CCAUGUGUUCUAAUUUAGUCCUUAUCAUUUCAGAUACUUUUCUCCCUGCCAAAUUCUUCCCCCCUUCUCCGAACUCAGUGGUUUUGUGAAAUGGUAUAUAUCAAGUGCAAGUACAUUCUGCUUUGACUGUUUUCUAAUAAAACAUUAUCGGAUUUCAGCUCUAACCCUCACCACCACCACCCCCAGGACCCAGCAGCAGUUCCUUAAACUACUCUGUGUGUCAAACUUAAAAGUACCAUCAUAUCCUGGGUGGAGCCUGAAGUUACAGAAAAAGCAUUAAAAAAAACCCUGCCUGUUACUGCACACAGGAGGAAGGAGAGAGGGGGACGGGAGAAGCAUGUUCUAGCAAGCUGUGAGACAAGGCCGUCAAAUUGCAUAGAGAGAGUGUGAGAACAAGCUACGAACAAGGCACAACUCAACGAAGACUUAUCAGAACUCGACUCCACCGUCAACAUAGGACCUUCACACAUCAUUUCACCAAUUUCCACCCCUUUAGGUGUAAUGCAGGUUACUGAGUAAUUUUUCUGUCAUUUUCUUUGUCACGUUAUGUGUUGGUCCACCAGUAGCUGGAGAACAUCAGCUCAUUCCUGAACAUGGACUUUUCUUUAUGGAUGAAGUUACCUUAGGAGUAUUUAGGUGAUGAUCUGAGGGCAAUUGAACAAAUCCUUGAAAUACUGUAGAUUGGUCUAGUUGGAGAAAGUUGGAAGGACGUGGUUGAACAUACGGAAAGCCUCAAAAUUUGAAGUCAACAAGAAUCCCUUUUGAAGCCAAGAACAUGAAAAUCCUCUUGAUGCUUUUGUUGCUAGAUCUUCUUCAUGUGGCCAUGUCAAUGUCAACGUGCAAGGCGGUAGAUAUGGAAGAGAUGAAGAAAAGGAGAAUUGAGGCCAUUAGAGGACAAAUUCUUAGUAAAUUAAUGCUUACCGAACCUCCUAAUGUGGAGAGCGAGGAGAUGUCAGUCCCGACAGAUAUCCUGUCAGUUUAUAAUAGUACUAUAGAGGCAAUAAAAGAAAAAACGGAGAAAGAGAAGCCUAUUGUGGAGGGAUACUACUCCGAACAGGUGAAGAGGAUUGACAUGUUUAAAACAGACACAGACAGCAAUGCAAAAUUUGUCUUCACCUUCAAUGCAUCUCUAGUAAGGGAGAUUGUGGAGAGCCAAAAUCUGCUGCACAAUGCAGAGCUGCGCAUGUAUCGGAAACCUGGAGGGGAAGACGAUAAAGAGAUGAGAUAUGAGCUGUACAGGGUAGAAAGCAACACAUCCACUCGAUACCUGGACAGUCAGUUUAUCUUUCCAUCAAGGCCGGCAGAGUGGCUGUCAUUCGAUGUCACUGAAACAGUCAAAUGGUGGCUGACGCGGCCAGUUUCAAAUGAGAGCUUUAUAUUACAAGAGCCUUGUUCCUGUACUAAGGACACUGGAAAAGAGCUGCAAAUUGUGGGCUUUUCCCCAAUACGAGGUGACAUGCAAGCUCUCAGCAAUGACGUGAACUUUACUCCCUAUCUAUUAAUUACAUAUACUCCCAAGGGGCGGAUAGAGGAUGGACACAGCAGCCGCAGAAAGCGCGGAGUGGAUGAACAGUACUGUAACGCGCAUAGUGGAAAAAACUGCUGUGUAAAACCCCUCUACAUUAACUUCCGUAAGGACCUUGGGUGGAAGUGGAUUCACGAACCCAAAGGCUAUGAUGCUAACUAUUGCUUAGGGAACUGUCCCUUUAUCUGGAGCAUGGACAAGCAGUACAGCAAGGUCCUGUCCCUCUAUAACCAGAACAAUCCGGGGGCAUCCAUCUCCCCGUGCUGUGUGCCAGAUGUCUUGGAUCCCCUACCUAUUAUCUACUAUGUUGGUCGGACACCAAAGGUGGAGAAACUGUCAAACAUGGUGGUACGAUCUUGUCAGUGCAGCUGAGAUACAAUACUGGAGGUUAUAGGUUAAGGAAACAACAUGGUACUGGACUCUCCCACAACAUACAUUAGUCAUAAUGACCUGUGGUCAACUCUUGUCCUCACCCUCCACCCCUCUAUCUCUGAACCUGAAGUCUGAGGUCAACAGAGAGGUUACUCUUGGAAUGGAGGUCAAAGACCAGCACAGACUCUUCUGUACACAGAGCUCCAUAUCAAUGGUUCCAGUACUGCAGUGACAACCACCACCAUCAUCCCAUGUCUGAGAGGAAUCGUUUCCUGAAAGCUCUGCAAGAACAGCAUCUGCCAUGAAGAACAGCCGCACAUGUACGACAUGUGGUGCCAGCUAUAAGAUGGAAGCACGGGACUGUGGCUUGUACAACAACAUAUAUAUUGGCCACAUAGACUUCUAGCGUAGAAUUUUUUGACCCCAAGAAAUAUUAUGAAUAGUGUAUCAGCUGUCUACCCACAUUUGUGCAUCAGGAAAUAAGUUGACUGCAGUUAAUGUCUCCAAUACUGCGGACCCCGUAGUUAUCACUAGACGCCCUUUCUCACCUUCAUGUCUGUAUAUGUACACAUUUUUACAUCAAAAACAAUGCCAUAUGUCAAGCUGUUCUACAGAUACAGUAAGUCCUGCCUUAAACAGAAUACAAGCCUUGUUUUAUCUCAUUGGCAAUAAUGUGGUAACUUGGCUGUACUUAUGAUGGAUCCAGAUGCAGUUGUAUUGUUACAACAUGAUUGGUGGUCUUGGCAUUGCUUGAGGACUUGGUUCUAUUAAAGUGUUCCUGUCAUCAACAAAAACUUUUUAUAUAAUGUAGAUAAUACCAUUAUAUGUAUAUUUGUAAUAUACAUUGAUUAAAAAGUUUGUAUAUUUUUGGGUGAAAAAUUGCUGUCCCUGCAGCUAUUGCCUGUGUGUCUCUAUGAAGACACCAAAUACAGGAGGUGAAGGCAGGACAAGCAGGGCUCUGUGCAGGCUCAUGGCUUGUCAAUCAUCCUGAUGUGUGAGCCUGGGAGGCAUGUCACAGAUCCUCAGUGCACAAAGCCCUGCUUGUCCUGAGUGUACAGAACUCUGCUUGUCCCCAGUGUACGGAGCCCUGCUUGUCCCCAGUGUACGGAGCCCUGCUUGUCCUCAGUGUACAGAGCCCUGCUUGUCCUCGGUGUACAGAGUCCCGCUUGUCCUCAUUGCACAGAGCCCUGCUUGUCCUCAGUGUACAGAUCCCUGCUUGUUCUGAGUGUACAGAACUCUGCUUGUCCCCAGUGUACAGAGCCCUGCUUGUCCCCAGUGUACAGAGCCCUGCUUAUCCUCAGUGUACAGAGCCCUGCUUGUCCUCAGUGUACAGAACCCUGCUUGUCUUCAGUGUUCGGAGCCCUGCUUGUCCUCAGUGUACAGAGCCCCGCUUGUCCUCAGUGUACGGAGCCCUGCUUGUUCUCAGUGUACGGAGCCCUGCUUGUUCUCAGUGUACGGAGCCCUGCUUGUCCUCAGUGCACAGAGCCCUGCUUGUCCUCAGUGCACAGAGCCCUGCUUGUCCUCAGUGUACAGAGUCCUGCUUGUCCUCAGUGUAUAGAACAUUGCUUGUCCUCAGUGUAUAGAACCCUGCUGUACUCAGUGUACAGAGCCCUGCUUGUCUUCAGUAGUGUUGCUCGCGAAUAUUCGCAAUGCAAAUUUUAUUCGCGAAUAUUGCACAUUCGCGAAUUUGCGAAUAUUCGCGAAUAUAACACUACAUAUUCGCAAUUACAAAUAUUCAUUUUUUUUUUCACAGUACACAUCACAGUGAUCAUCCUUCUCUGCUUCCGGCUUGUGUGGUGUAAAGAAGGCUCUAAUACUACUGUGUGAGACUGGCGUGCGAAUUUUUGCGCAUAUACGAAAAUUUGCAUAUGCAAAAUUUCACAUAUAUGCAUUUUCGCAUAUGCAAAUUUUUGUAUAUGCCAAUUUAUCGCAUAUGAUAAUUUUCGCAUAUGCGAAAAUUAACCGCAAAUAUUACGAAUAUGCAAAUUUAGCGAAUAUAUGACGAAUAUUUGUCCAUAUAUUCACGAAAUAUCGCGAAUUCGAAUAUGGCCUAUGCUGCUCAACACUAGUCCUCAGUGCACAGAGCCCUGCUUGUCCUCACUGUACAAAGCCCUUCUUGUCCUCAGUGUACAGAGCCCUGCUUGUCCUCAGUGUACAGAGCCCUGCUUGUCCUCAGUGUACAGAGCCCUGCUUGUCCUCAGUAUACAGAGCCCUGCUUGUCCUCAGGGUACAGAUCCCUGCUUGUCCUCAGUAUACAGAGCCCUGUUUGUCCUCAGUGUACAGAGCCCUGCUUGUCCUCAGUGUACAGAGCCCUGCUUGUCCUCAGUGUACAGAGCCCUGCUUGUCCUCAGUGUACAGAGCUCUGCUUGUCCUCAGUGUACAGAGCCCUGCUUGUCCUCAGGGUACAGAUCCCUGCUUGUCCUCAGUAUACAGAGCCCUGUUUGUCCUCAGUGUACAGAGCCCGGCCUCUCCACCCACACUUCCUGUAUUUGGUUUCCUCACAGAAACACACAGACAGUAGCUGUAGAGACAAAAAUCUAAAAAAAAAAUUAACCAAUGUAUAUUACAAUUGUACAAAUAAUGGUAUUAUCUACAUUAUAUUAAACGUUUUUUAAGGACAGGUACACUUUAAGUGAUGUUCACUAGGGAUUGUCUCUUUAUGUCAGAAGGGUCUUCUGACAGUAAGUUUUUCACAUGGAGUUUUGCUUAUACCUCAACUUGUCUUCCAUAAACUAUUGAGGGUUCAUGGUGGGUUCAAUCUACCCACAUCCCCACCAUAGGUGAAAUGAAUAAUGAGACAGUUUUCACUGAAAUAAGUGGGUUGCCUGUGUAAUAGAUGGACAAAGUUGGUCCUUCAGAGUAAAGACGCUGUUUGCAGCCAUUUCCCACUGAGGUUAAAAGAUAAGAAUUCCAAAUUUUUGCAUGGGCAUGCUACUGGGGGGUAUAGAGGUAGCAGUGAUGCCUCAACACUAAAGCCUUAGAGGGCCAAAGUUAUCUUUACCACAUAAGAAGAUAUUGGAAUCAUAGAUUGUACAUGGUAGGUAGGGGGCCCUGUUAAAUUUUUGUCUUGGGUCCCAAGAGCUUAAAGUAAGGCCUCUGGCAUUCACUAUGUAUAGAGGACCAAUAAAUCUAAAAUGCAAGAUGACUGAUGUAAAAGAACAGCUAGUCACGUUUACAAAUAUCCAAAAAGAGGUUUCCUGAAGUGGAAACACCCGCUGACUUCCUGACUGUUGAAUAACUUGAGAUGGGAAAAAAGAUUUUGUCAAAAACUUCUACACAUAAUGCAUUGGAAAGUCUUUUAUAGCCCAGGAAAUUGUCUAUAUGUGCAACUAUUGUGUUGAAUUGUAUCUUAAAUUAAAGUGGUGAUAAGACGGUAAGGCUGAAAAUGGGCAUACUGCAUCACACAGCUUUUGAGUACAUCAUAAUGUGUCUAUAAGGCUUUGUCCACACAGCGUACCCCUUGGGCACAUGCCAUCUCCAUAAACAACAGUGCAUUUCUGAGCAGAUUACGCCGAAAGAAUUGACAAGUCAGUUCUUUCUGUGGAGGUCAGAAUUCCAAUUCGGAUCUGACUUGGGGUCUGGUGACUCAAACUGAUAGCUGUCAGUAAUGGUCAUGAGACCCACAUCUGUGGCGGGACUUAAAUGGACACAGAAAUGCUUCUGUAUUAGUUUAGUGUGAACCCAGCCAAAUUGUUAUUUGAAUGUCUGUUUUCUCAGAGGUUAUUAAAUUUGAUGUCCUUUGGAGAUAAUACAAAGUUUGGGAAAGUAAUGCUAAAUGACUUUAUCUAAUUCCGUAGAAAACAAUUUAUAAUGAAAGGGGUUAAAUGCAUUUAGACAAAAAUGGUCUAUUUGUUUAAAAAAAAAAAAAAAAACAGCGCCAUUCUUGCUUGUGGGCUGUAUCUGGCAUUGCAGCCAAAACACCAUUCAGCACAUGGCAACAUUUUUGUGUUGCUGCAAUGGAUGGAACUAUGGAUUAAAUCAAAAUGAUAAUGGUGCCAACUCAGGGAGAAGCUAACAAAUAAUGAAAAACAAAUAAAAGUACAUUUUUCGUGGUGGAUACAUUUCGAGGUGAAUGCGAUCACCCUGUAGAAGUUUAUAAACUGCAAUCGAUAAGAAGGCAAGUCAUUUCUCUGAUGAAUUAAAUAGUUGUCUGUUUUUUUUAAUGUGUUUUUAUAUAGUUUGUCUUUCUUAUUUAAAUAAAAAAUUAAAAAACUUCAUAAAU
Messenger RNA from Hyla sarda, 6119 nucleotides. RefSeq names its product transforming growth factor beta 1 (gene TGFB1). The transcript is spliced from 7 exons. Gene Ontology annotation, cellular component: extracellular region. Gene Ontology annotation, molecular function: growth factor activity; type III transforming growth factor beta receptor binding; type II transforming growth factor beta receptor binding. Gene Ontology annotation, biological process: BMP signaling pathway; transforming growth factor beta receptor signaling pathway; SMAD protein signal transduction. Lineage: Eukaryota; Metazoa; Chordata; Amphibia; Anura; Hylidae. The coding region runs from base 776 to 1897 and encodes 373 amino acids. The record is from RefSeq and is a predicted model, not a curated record.